Molecule: messenger RNA, 555 nt
Organism: Leishmania braziliensis MHOM/BR/75/M2904
Lineage: Eukaryota; Euglenozoa; Kinetoplastea; Trypanosomatida; Trypanosomatidae
Product: putative ADP-ribosylation factor
Exons: 1
Coding region: 1-555 (184 amino acids)
Biological process (GO): intracellular protein transport; vesicle-mediated transport
Cellular component (GO): Golgi apparatus; cytoplasm
Molecular function (GO): GTPase activity; GTP binding
Source: RefSeq, a predicted model, not a curated record
AUGGGACAACUCUUCGCCGGCCUGUGGGGCCUGUUCAAGGGAAACAAAUCCUACAAGCUGCUCAUCCUUGGCCUGAACAACGCCGGUAAGACAUCCAUCCUAUACCACCUGCAGCUGGGUCACUCUAUUGCCACCCAGCCCACCCUCGGCGGCAACACGGAAACGCUCACCAUCACGCACCCGCAGACAAACAACUCCAUCACCUUCACCUGUUGGGACUUGGGUGGACAGGAGCAGCUGAGAGCGUCGUGGAAGCUCUACUACGACCAUACCGACGCCAUUGUGUUCGUUGUCGACGCCGCGGACGCCGGGCGGUUCCCGCAGGCGAAAGAAGUUCUGCACCAACUUCUGCACUGUGAGCCAUCGCUGCAGCACUCCACUCUUCUCGUGCUGGCAAACAAGCAGGACUUGGAGUCUGCAGCUGCCCCAGCCGAGCUAAUCGAGUACUUGGAACUUGGGAAGCUGAAGGAUCGGACGUGGACGCUCAUGGGCUGCAGCACCUCCACCGGUGAGUCGCUGCGCGUGGCCAUGAACUGGAUCGCCGAGAACGUCUAA